Haliotis rufescens (red abalone) is the source of this 6115-nucleotide messenger RNA. RefSeq names its product serine/threonine-protein phosphatase 6 regulatory ankyrin repeat subunit C-like. The record is from RefSeq and is a predicted model, not a curated record. The coding region runs from base 193 to 4458 and encodes 1421 amino acids. NCBI's taxonomy places the organism in Eukaryota, Metazoa, Mollusca, Gastropoda, Lepetellida, Haliotidae. Gene Ontology annotation, molecular function: protein binding. The transcript has 5 exons.
GGGACGAAUCUUCAUUCGGCUUGUCCCGGAAUAACACGAGUUGGUCACGAAUGGAAUGAACAGAAAGUAGGAUUUACCUGUUACGUGGGCAGGCCAGAGGCAUUCCAUCUGCUCGUUCUUCACGUUUUACCAGAGUCCCCUUCUUGGAAUCUGAAAUGCAUGAAUCGAACAAACUAAAUGAGCAGUUGAAGGAUGGAAACUGACGACAACGUGCCACAAGAUGGCGCUGUGGCUAGACGUUCCACAGAUACUGUAGCUUCCACAGAGGGAAGUCAGCAGGGGGGACAACCCACUACAACAUCAACACCAGAUGGCGCUGUGGCUAGGCCUUCUACAGAUACUGUAGCUGUCACAGAGGGAAGUCAGCAGCAGGGGAGACAACCCACUACAACAUCAACACCAGAUGGCGCUGUGGCUAGUCCUUCCACAGAUACUGUAGCUGCCACAGAGGGAAGACAGCAGCAGGGGGGACAACCCCCUACAACAUCGACACCAGAUGGCGCUGUGGCUAGUCCUUCCACAGAUACUGUAGCUGCCACAGAGGGAAGACAGCAGCAGGGGGGACAACCCCCUACAACAUCGACACCAGAUGGCGCUGUGGCUAGUCCUUCCACAGAUACUGUAGCUGCCAAAGAGGGAAGACAGCAGCAGGGGGGACAACCCCCUACAACAUCGACACCAGAUGGCGCUGUGGCUAGGCCUUCCACAGAUACUGUAGCUGCCACAGAGGGAAGUCAGCAGCAGGGGGGACAACCCACUACAACAUCAACACCAGAUGGCGCUGUGGCUAGGCGUUCCACAGAUACUAUAGCUGCCACAGAGGGAAGUCAGCAACAGGGGGCACAAUCCAUUUCAACAACCACCCACAACUACAUAGAUUGUAAAGUUUCACAUUUUGACGUGUCCAACUCUCCUGGCAUGGCAGUCGGGGAUAGCAAACACCAAGGCUGUAUAUCUCAAGGGUGUCUGAGUGUCAGGAUCAACCAGCUCAGUGAUAUGUUUGUGGAAACCCAUGCUCUUGACAAAGCACAAGAACUUCUGAAAAGACACAAACACGUGGCCAUCUGCGGAGCCCCUGGAGACGGGAAAACUACUGCAGCUCUCAGGAUCUGUGAAGCAUAUAUGAAGAAAAAGUAUCAAGUAUUGUUUGUUGAAAGUAUUGAAGAGUUUGACAGUGAUGUUGUCAUUGAACGAAAAUGUGACAUGCUGGUUGUGUUUGACGAUGUGUUUGGUUCUGUUACAUUUCCAAGCAGCUUGGAGAAGAUACACAGAGUAUUCAAUGCCUUGGUUGAUGUUUUACUGCGCUUUGCAAGAGACAAGGAACUGACAGCCAAAGAAAAACAAACCAAGAAGAAACAUGACAAAAGUAUGAAGAAGGAAGAUGAGAAGCAAUGUGAAGAUGAAAAGACACCAAUCUGUAACUACAAGCUUCGCUUUAUAUUCACAUCCAGAAGCUACAACUGGAAUGAAGGAUGUGAAAGACUACAUCAGUUCAAAGUAAAUCUGUUUAAGCCGGAAGCCAUUGUUGAUAUGAUCAAGACCUGUUUAACCAGUGACGAAAAGAAACGUAUCAUGGCAUUGUUCAGGAGAAGUCAAAUGUGCGAUAUCUCAAGUAAGGACAUGAAAACCAUUACUCAGUUAAAAGACAGCAUGUUUGGAUAUCCGUUGACCUGUAAGCUCUACUUCACCAACCCAGUGUUCCAGAUGCACAGUAUUGUGGACUUUUUCCUGAAACCAUUGACCUACCUGAGAUGUGACCUUGACACCAUUGUUCGUGAAGGCAGCAGUAGAUCGGCAGCUCUGGUUCUCCUCGUCCUGUGUGGAGGGAAGUUGGACCUUGUUUCCUUGAUGAUGGGGACAGACGAGAAGGUCAGAGAUCUGCUCCGCGUUGUAAAGGAGAAGGUAGCAUCAUGCACUGAUGCAGACAUCAGCAGGGAGAUCAGCAACUUUACCGGCACCUACUGCAUAGUGGAAAAUCAUCUAGUCUCCUUCUCACAUCCAUCCAUCCACGAUGCUGCAUCUUGUGCCCUGGGCAAUCUCAACAUUGUGUUAUUAGUAAAGUAUUGUUCUCUGCAGUUUUUAUACGAAAGAGUUCGACUGAGCAAGACUGAUUCUCUGCAGACAACCCAAACUGAUGAUGUUACAAACAUGAUCCAGAUCACUUCCCGUCUUUACCCAUUACUGAUCAGCAGGCUGGUGGAGGGUAUCCGGGAAGAAUGCUUUAGAUGGACAGUAGGCCACCCUGUAUUCAGAAACGAUCAAUUAGCAUCCUCACUGAUGACGGAACUGGCCAAUGACUUGCCUCAUAAAGUUCACCAAAAGGACAGGACAUCUGGUGAAUGUUUUCUAUAUUGGGUUUCCCUGUCAAAUAAUGAUUUGUUGUUCAGAAGGUCACUCAUACUAAUAAGUAAGAAUGGAAAUCUUUCACAUGAAAGUGUGAUAGACCUGAAUGACAGUGCCACAGGUUGCGUGAAGGCUGGAAUUGUGAGGAACCUGCAACACAUCGUUGUGUUGCUGAAGAAGCAUGGGGAAUUUGAUGUAGACAGAAGGAUGCAGACAAACAAAACACAGCUCAUCAUUGCUGCAGAGGCUGGACACUUGGAUGUGUUCAACUUUCUACUGCAAGAAGGAGCAAAUGUUUCAAUGAGGGACAGGGACGGAAACAAAUGCCUUCAUCAUGCAUGUCAAUCUGGAAACAAAGAUAUUGUCAAAGUUGUUGUUGAGAAGUUUCCAGAUAUGACUGAUGAUCCUGAUGGACUGGGAAACACAUCUGCAAUGUUGUGUGUGAUGUCAGGACACGAAGAGAUCCUGAAGGUCCUGGUGUCACACGGUGCUGAUCUGAAAUGGCGAGAUUAUUGUUAUUUACAUAUGGCAUGUGCAAGAUGUCAUAUAUCAAUCAUCAGAUAUUUGUUGUCUUAUGAAGAUAUCAACAUUAAUGAAAGAACAGUAUAUGAACAGUCACCAGUCAUGGUGGCAGCUGAAGCCGGACAUUCUGAUGUUUAUCACCUUCUUGUGUCAGAGGGAGCUGAUCUCUCACUUACUGCUAACAGGGGCAGAGACUGUCUGAUGUUGGCGUGUAAGGGAGGUAACAUAUCUAUAGUUGAGCACCUCCUGUCCUUGAAAACAUUCAACAUCAACAGGAGAGAUUGGUUGGGGAGUACACCAGUCAUGAUGGCAGCUGAAGCCGGACAUUCUGAUGUUUAUCACCUUCUUGUGUCAGAGGGAGCUGAUCUCUCACUUACUGAUAACAGGGGCAGAGACUGUCUGAUGUUGGCGUGUAAGGGAGGUAACAUAUCUAUAGUUGAGCACCUCCUGUCCUUGAAAACAUUCAACAUCAACAGGAGAGAUUGGUUGGGGAGUACACCAGUCAUGAUGGCAGCUGAAGCCAGACACUAUGAUGUUUAUCACCUUCUUGUGUCAGAGGGAGCUGAUCUCUCACUUACUGAUAACAGGGGCAGAGACUGUCUGAUGUUGGCAUGUGAGGGAGGUAACAUAUCUAUAGUUAAGAAUCUCCUGUCCUUGAAAACAUUCAACAUCAACAGGAGAGAUUGGUUGGGGAGAACACCAGUCAUGAUGGCAGCUAAAGCCGGACACUGUGAUGUUUAUCACCUUCUUGUGUCAGAGGGAGCUGAUCCCUCACUUACUGAUUACGAUGACAGAGACUGUCUGAUGUUGGCAUGUGAGGGAGGUAACAUGUCUAUAGUUAAGCACCUACUAUCUCUGAAAAAAUUCAACAUCAACAUGAGAUAUUGGUUCAACCGUACACCAGUCAUGAUGGCAGCUGCAGCUGGACAUUCUGAUGUUUUUCACCUUCUUGUGUCAGAGGGGGCUUAUCUAUCACUUACUGAUUACAAUGACAGAGACUGUCUGAUGUUGGCAUGUGAGGGAGGUAAUAUGUCUAUAGUUAAGCACCUACUAUCUCUGAAAACAUUCAACAUCAACAGGAGAGAUAGUUUGAACCGUACACCAGUCAUGAUGGCAGCUAAAGCCGGACAUUCUGAUGUUUAUCACCUUCUUGUGUCAGAGGGAGCUGAUCUGUCAUUAAUUGAUUGCAGGGACAGAGACUGUCUGGUAUUGGCAUGUGAGGGAGGUAACAAGUCUAUAGUUAUGCACCUACUAUCUUUGAAAAAAUUCAACAUCAACAGGGGAGAUAUGAUUGGGAGUACAUCAGUCAUGAUGGCAGCUGAAGCCGGACAUUCUGAUGUUUACCACCUUCUUGUGUCAGAGAGAGCUGAUCUCUCACUUACUGAUGACAGGGACAGAGACUGUCUAAUGUAUGCAUGUGAGGGAGGUAACAAAUCAAUAGUUAAGCACCUCCUGUCCUUGAAAACAUUCAACAUCAACAGGAGAGAUAGGUUGGGGAUUACACCAGUCAUGAUGGCAGCUGAUUCCAGACACUCUGGUGUUCAUAAUCUACUUGUGUCAGAGGGAGCUGAUCUAUCUGGUGUUCACAAGUAAUGGAGAUCACCUACCUGUAUAAAAGAACCUCUUAGCGUUGAAAAUGUUUGACAUAAAGAUGGGGAAUUGAGAAUGAAACGUCAGGUAUGGUUGCAGAAAACCUCCUGAUCUGUAUGUACUCCAGACUUUAACCUUAUAUCUUUUAACUUAUCCUGCAUUACUACUUAAUGCAAUACCUGCUUACAUUUGACAGAAGCGAAGCUGUGUGUGGUCCAGGUGAAGAGAAAAAGUUGUUCCAACUAACCUGAUGCAGGACCAAAGCGCAGUACCCUGGUGGCCCCGGAAGCGAUGAUGUCAAACAACCUCACGUUACUGCUUGUCACAGGACAGACAUGUUGCUUCAGUAAAUCGUCCAGUGUGAUCUUGUGUUUGGUGCCUUCUUGUUGUUCCGAUCCACCAUUUUGACUUUCUUUACGUGUUUUCGUGGCAUAUGUCUUUCAGUGUGGCGUGUGGCGUGUGGCGUGGUCUUGUUACAUGCUCAAAUACCUUUCAAGUGUUUUACACUUUCUUAUUAUACUGUUUAAUCUAAAUUACACUUUGUGUUUAUUCCAUUAACUUGGAUAAUCUCGGAUCAUUCUGUCUUCAGGUUCAAUUUAUGAUUGCUCAUGGUAUCAGUUGCCUUGGUAAAGAAUCUUUAACACAUCCUCACCCACGUUGCCUUAAUUAUGCGCAUAUUUGUACUAUUGAUUGAUGUGUGAUUAUUGUACGCCCUUUCAAGCUUUCACAGAUGACAGGAGGUCUAAUGUCUUGCUCAGCAGGCCCAGUGGCAUUCCAGGAGAUUGUCAGAAGGUGAUCUAUUCUUCCUAUCUUGUAUGGCCACCAUUAGAGUCUAGAACUGACUGACAUCGUCUUCCCAUGGAAACAAUCAGAUCCCGAAUUGUGGCCUGGAGAAUGUUCACAUGCAAAUGAAAACCCAACGUGUUUAUAGCCCAACAAGUCAUGUUGCGUGUGCAUGUCAUGCUGCUGUGUUUCGGCGAUUGUGUUUGUUGUUUGUCGCCAGUCUGCAAUAUUCCAGCUGUAUCACGGUGCCUUUAUGGGGAAGUCUGUCUCCUAGCAGAUCGUAGACAUCUACCGUUUCCAUGAAUCCCAUGAUUAUGAGUGUGGCGCUGUCAAAUCAAGGAUCACUAUCUGAAUUGAAUCGUGUAAUUGAAUCAUCCAAGCAUGGAUAUUAUCCCAAACUUGAUUUUCAAAUGCUGCCUUUUGUGCCAACUGGCAAUGAAUUUGACUACAUUACAAUACCAUAUGUAUCCAGAGCUUACACAAUUUUGUUGAAAAUUACAAUAAUUUAAUAGGUACAGCAAAACCCUAUGCCACAAAGUGGAAGGGGGAUAUAGGAAUGGGUGCCGUCCUUCUGUCACAUUUCGUUUCCGGAGCAGAUCUUGAAAAAUGUUCCAUAUUUCUUCACCAAACUUUGCACAUCGAUAGGUCUAGUGGUGAACUGGUGCCUUUUGAUAGUUUGGGAUUUAAAAAAAAUAAUUUUGUUCGAGUUUCCAUGGCAAUGACUUUGACAUAGACAGAUGGUGGCGAUAGUCCUCGUUUCCAGAGCAGAUCUUGAAAACCGUACCAUAUUUCUUCUCCAAACUUGGCACAUAAUGUCAUAUCGCAGUAUUGAAUACAUUUCCUUUCUUGUUGGUAAGUUCUGCAUUGCUUGAGUGUA